Messenger RNA from Saccostrea cuccullata (small rock oyster), 1517 nucleotides. RefSeq lists its product as uncharacterized. Lineage: Eukaryota; Metazoa; Mollusca; Bivalvia; Ostreida; Ostreidae. Bases 31 to 777 code for a protein of 248 amino acids. The transcript is spliced from 2 exons. The record is from RefSeq and is a predicted model, not a curated record.
GAGCCUAAAACUGUAGUUGUUUAUCAAAAGAUGGUUGAAAGUUUAAAAGCUGCUGGUGAUUAUGAAAAUGCCAUCGGUAUAUUAAAUAGACUCAUUAUAGAUAAAGACCCCAACACCCCACCAAGACAAUUCAUAUUUCAAAUGUAUUCUGAUGCAGCCUUGCAUUCGAUAGAGAAAAGAAAGAUUGAGGAAACAAAGAUGAGACUCUUACAAUGCCAGAAAUGCAUUCCAACGUGGGAGAAUCAUAGCAAAUGCAUUGAGGAAGAUGAUGUACUUGAUUUCUACAUUCUGCACCAUUGUGAAGAAAGAUGUCCGCUUGCAGAGAAGUUAGUUCGUUUACUGACACAGUCAUUUUUCGUAAAAUUCAAUGUUACAUUGAAUGCGGAUGACUGCUUGCCAGGACGUACGAUUUCAAAAUAUUACAAAGAAACAAUCAAAAGAGCAAACUUAAUAUUAUUCUUUUAUCACGAAAGUCCUUUGACGAGCGAAGACAAUGAUGGCAUAUUAAUUGAAAGAAUACAGGAAGAACUCAGCAUGGGUUCAGAAAACAAUGUCCUUAACGUUAUAUUAGGAGAUGCAGAACAGCCUUGGCGACACCCAGCUGUCGUACUCCCGAAUGACUUUGCCACUGCAGGAGAAGAAGGCAAGGAAGACGCUGAGAUGCAUGCCCUAGAGGGUCAUCUGAUACUGGAUAUUUUGAGGAAAACAUAUGAACUUCAAGCGAGUAAAAGUUUUCAGCCGGAAAGUUUUUCUUUCGAGCAAAACGUUUUCGAAUGAAAGGAAUGAUGCCUCAAAUUAAGCAGACUUCCAAUAAUGAGUUGUGAUUUUUUUAUUUUUAAAAUUGGACUAUUUGGAGAUAAGAAUAAUCUAAUAUCAUUUGGUUAUGCGAAUGCACGUGCAAGUUAGAAAUUUUUGCAGAAGGCAAAAAUACACAAAAGAUCCUUUUCUACUAUUCAUGUUUUGAAAUGCUGACCUCCAACAAGCCCAGCCACUGUGUGGGCAUUUAAACGGGUUAAUCUAUGUGUCUGCUAAUGCUUACCUUUUAAAAAAUCUAAACUACGUAAUGAUAUUUGCAUGUUGUAUGUUAAAAUGUGGUCAUGCUGUUUUUCUGGAUAUUUUCCUACAUAGCAUAUGCAUAACUUUAAUCUUUGUUUGUGGUUUCACCUUAGCUAAAGAGAAUCAAUUAUGAAAAUACAAGCUUCAGUCAAAAUCUUGAUAAGUCAAGCAGACCAACUUUAUGAAUUCGUUUAUGCGUCUAAGCCAAAAGGAUUAAAGCAAACAUGAAAGAGUGAUUAAUAAAGAAUGUUUAACAUUGCUUCACAAAGGUGUUGAUAUCUACAGUUAAGAGAUGAGAUCAAUAAUUGAUGGAUGGAAAUAAAAAUGUGGUCAUCCCAACACUAGUUCGUGUUUCUUUUGCUUUGUUAAGCUGAAUUAAAGCAUAACAUAAAAUUAUUUAGUCCAUUUAAAAAAAUUGCUUGCCCUCUAUCAACUGAAGAUAAAACAAAUUUGAUAGGUAG